GGUUUUCUGCUGUUGUAGCCCAUCCGCCUCAAGGUUGUACGUGUUGUGGCUUCACAAAUGCUUUGCUGCAUACCUAGGAUCAACAAGGCAUUUUCGCCCACAGGACUGCCGCAUACUGGUUGUUUUUCCUUUUUUACACCAUUCUUUGUAAACCCUAGAAAUGGGUGUGCGUGAAAAUCCCAGUAACUGAGUGAGCAGAUUGUAAAAUACUCACAUUGGCUCGUCUGGCAUCAACCAUGCCACGCUCAAAAUUGCUUAAAUCACCUUUCUUUCCCAUUCUGACAUUCAGUUUGGAGUUCAGAAGAUCAACUGCCAUGUUGAUUGGUUUAUAAGAUAAUUGCACUAAUGAGAAAUUGAACAUGUGUUCCUAAUAAUCCUUUAGAGUUUAUAUUGUGAUGCUGAUGGGGAGUCGCCGCACACUAAAAGCAGUUCUCAUUGACUUGAGCGGUACUUUGCAUAUUGAGGAUGCUGCAGUUCCUGGAGCACAGGAGGCUUUGGCCCGAUUAAGACAGGCUCCAGUCGCUGUGAAAUUUGUGACCAACACCACAAAGGAAUGUAAGAGGACCCUUUUUGAGCGGCUGCGCCGGCUGAACUUUGACCUCCAAGAGCAGGACAUUUUCACAUCUCUCACUGCAGCUCGUAAUCUUCUGGAGCAGAGAGCAGUGCGCCCCCUACUGCUGGUGGAAGAUAGUGCUUUAGAGGAUUUCACAGGUUUGGAAACUUCGGAUCCUAAUGCAGUCGUGAUAGGUUUAGCACCUGACCACUUCAACUACCAGACUCUCAACAAAGCUUUCAAGUUAAUUUUAGAUGGUGCUCUUCUCAUUGCGAUCCAUAAGGCACGGUACUACAAAAGAAAGGACGGGUUGGCUUUAGGACCGGGCCCUUUUGUGACAGGUCUCGAGUAUGCGACUGACACCCAAGCCACAGUUGUGGGUAAACCAGAGAAAGCUUUCUUCCUGGAAGCUUUACGAGAUCUUAACUGCUCACCUGAUGAGGCUGUAAUGAUAGGAGACGAUGCCAGAGAUGAUGUUGGUGGAGCACAGAACACAGGAAUGCUUGGAAUUUUAGUGAAAACUGGUAAAUAUAGACUUGGCGAUGAGAGUAAAAUCAACCCUCCACCUCACCUGACCUGUGACAGCUUUCCAGAUGCUGUCAAUCAUAUACUUGAGCACCUGUUAGAAACUAAAUGAUCUAAAAAUGCUAUAAAAAAUAAUAAGGUAGUAUAGUUUGAUAAGUGUUGGACUGUCUGUUGGCAAUGUUAGCAUCUGUCAUGGUCAUCUGAAAAUAUGUAAAUACAUAAUAAAGUUGUUACACUCCA
Misgurnus anguillicaudatus (oriental weatherfish) is the source of this 1318-nucleotide messenger RNA. RefSeq names its product haloacid dehalogenase-like hydrolase domain containing 2 (gene hdhd2). Gene Ontology annotation, biological process: dephosphorylation. Lineage: Eukaryota; Metazoa; Chordata; Actinopteri; Cypriniformes; Cobitidae. Gene Ontology annotation, molecular function: phosphatase activity. The record is from RefSeq and is a predicted model, not a curated record. Gene Ontology annotation, cellular component: cytoplasm.